AUGUUUAUGGAUAGAAUAAAUUCUGAGUCUUCUGUGGCCAUAUCGGUGAGGAGCCCAUCGCCAAUCCCAUCGGAGGCACAGUCACCACCCCACGACUUGAACAUAUCUAUUCGACUGUCCACCCCCAAGCGUGAUUUGGCCUCAGACAUUAGCACAAGCUCCAGCCUCAGCUCAAGCAAUGCCUCUCUAAGUAGCUUGCCGAGAUCUAGCAAGAGGUCUUCUUCAACAUCGAAUGACUUGAUAUAUGAACGGGAUAGGUUUAGGGCAAGGCUCCACACCUUAAAUGGGAGCUCAUGCUUUCUGACCGAACCCGAGGACGCUGCAACUUGUGACCAGGUCUGCGAAGUAUGUGACGAAGUAGGGAGGAAAACAACUAAAUUGAUGAGCGAGAGAGAUACUGAUGAAAGCGAGAAAGAAAUAGAGACGGGGGAUGAAGGUGAAGUAGAAGAAGGGGAAGAAGACGGAGAGGAAGAAGUAGGUGAAGAAGAAUCGGAAGCUGUUGAUUCGGAGUCGUUUGGUUCAACUUUGACAAUGUCCAGCGGAAUAUCUCCCUUGGAUCCCCAGUCGUCAUUUUACGCCUCAUUGAAGCCUGUAGACUCAUCCAGUUUACAUCUUAAGCAUAUGUCGUUCUCUCAGGUGGAACAAGUCUUUUCAUGGUACUUUAACAGACCGCUUCCUCCUACCGAUGUCAUGUUUCCGUGGCUACAUGGCUUGCAUAUGGAUAACUUCGCUCAAAGGCAGUUCUUUGUCUACCAACAGCAACAACAGCAACAACAACAGCAGCAAAACAAACAAGUUCAAGUAAGCGAGAGCCAUUAUGCAAGCACACUGUCUAAUUACCAGGACAUCUCCAGAAAACCAGAAGGUUCACGCUUUCUAAUGACAAUAAAUGCUGACCACCAUAUUCCCAAGGGAGGCAGAGGAAGAUCUAACUCCACCGAUGAAUACGGAGAUAAGUCAUUUGCAUAUCUGCCUGUGUUGAAGAAUAGCGUAUCUCUAUCUGAGAUUCUUCUGCCCAUAGACAUUUCCAGAGUGGAAAUGGUAGAGAUGAUUGAGUCGCUUGUGCUAAAGUUGUUUCCAGAAGAGUUAGGUGACGACGAAAAGCAAGAAUUGGUUAAUCAGUUCGUAAGCGAUUGUAUUAAGGUUAACCAUUUACCCACGUUUCUCUAUCUUGAUCCAGAUACGGGAGUAUCGCUACGGAACUUCCACAUUCAAGUAUCCAAGCUGGCGACAUUCUCAGAUUUUGUCAUCUAUCGUUAUAACACUGUGACUCCGACUUCCGAAGAGAAGGUGUGUGACGAUCUGAAGGAUAGUAUGAGCUAUUCGAUUGCAAGAGUACUAUGGUUGGCCCAAAGAAAUGAAUCAUUCGUAAAUGGUCUCUCAGCCACUUCGCCAUAUAAUAUAUUUGUCGCCAAUGAGAUCAUGGAUAUCAAGGAACUUGUAAAAUCAUACAAUGACCUUUUCACAGUGAAGCCGAGUAACACAUUACCAUCGGCAUUUCAUGCUGCAUCUAUUACUGCAUAUCGCCACACCAAUCACAAUAUAAGCAGUGCUUAUACUUCAACUGAUGAUGGUGAAAAUUUUCAUUUUGAUCCGUCUGUAUUGACCAGCUUGGCAAUAUGGGAUGGUGAUUAUCAAGUGAAGGAGAGACUAGAGACUAUUACAAUGUCAUCUGCGACUAAGAUUAGUAAAAACGUAUGGAUAGGGAAUAUUUGGGACUGCCAUAUAAUGAUGGAAUCAUUGAAGCACAAGACCAACAACUUUUACACUGAAUUAGUUGCUUCUGAUUAUGGACACAAGUAUUGUAGUCCAGAUAAUCUGGUAAUAAUCAAAGAUUUAACCAAAUUUUCUAAUCCUAAUGAAAUCCUCAACCACCUUUCAAAGCCAAGAGCUAAUUGGAGAUUGUUUGUCCAUUGUAAUGACAGAGCUAAUUUCCCUGCCCUUUCUACCCUCAGUAAUUUGUUGUUUCAAUUCAGCAUCUCACCAAGAAUAAACUCUGAUGCUGAUUCAGAAGAAUAUCACGUUAUAGAAUUUCCCCCUUCUGGAUCUGUCGGUUUGGGUAAUUGCAAAGUUGAAAACUUAAUGUCCAUCAUUAAUUUAUGCAAAUUAUUGUUCCUUUUCAGUUCAUCAACACUGAAGGCACAAGGUGUCAUGCUGUCUUUAAUAUAUUGCUCUGAUGGGUUCACCGAGCUGUCAUUAAUUGUUUUGUGCUAUCUAAUUUACUCUGAUAACAUAAGGCUUGAUCAGGCAAUGCUCAAGCUUCACUUAGACUUUGGCAGACCAUUCUACAUAUUUGGUAGCGAUGUGCAAAUCUUAAGAAAGUUAGAACCUUUAUUAAGAAAGUUUAGCCCCCUGAAUCCAUCUAAUAAAGGUAACAUAUCAUGGGGAGAAUUAGAAGUGCUAAGUAAUGAGGAGAUUAAUGACUUUCUAUUGGGUAGUAAUGCCAUGAACCAAAGCGUUAGGCUAGGCUACAUAGAUAAUGGUGAUGAUGAUGAGAAUGAAAAUGAAAAUGAGGAAGAAGAUGAAGCGGGAACAAGCGACGAAAAGGACGAUGUUGAAAUUGAUGAGGAAACUAACAGUGAUUCAGACAGUUCUCUAGUUCACAGCUUCAUCAAGAAAAAUAUUUCCAAGCCUCAGUCGAGUUUAAACCAAACCUCUAGAUGGGUGGAAGACGUUGAAGGCUCGCUCCCAUCAAGAAUACUAUCGUACCUUUACCUUGGGUCGUUAAAGCAUGCUAAUAACUUGACACUCAUGAGUAGGCUAGGAAUCCAGCACAUAAUAUCUGCUGGCGAACAGCUAGACUGGAUUCAUGGGUAUAAAUUCAGAGAAGUUUAUGACGUUGAGAUUGAGAAGAUAAACGAUGGCAGUAUUGAAAUCUACAGAAUUAGCAAAAAAGAAGCUCCAGAGAAGAAAAAGGCGAAGAAGAACGAGUAUCCUUGCUCUAUUACUACAGUUAUGAAAGUAAACAAUCUUCAAGACGAUGGCAUCGAUGAGCUUUCUACUUCUUUGCCUACCGUCCUCGCGUAUAUUAAUGAAAGAUACGAGGAAGAGAAGAAUGGGGAAGGAGGUAAAAUCUUGGUUCAUUGCCGCGUGGGGGUUUCUAGGUCGGCCACCAUAGUGAUAUCUGAGGUAAUGAGAAGACUCAACAUUAACUUGGCAAGAGCUUAUCUUUACGUGCGUGUCAGGAGAUUGAACAUUGUCAUACAACCGAAUUUACGAUUUAUGUACGAGUUAUUUAAGUGGGAGGAAAAGGUCAAAGAAGAUAAGAGGCUAGUGGGUGAUGUGGAGCCAGAGCCGGAGAAAUUGAGAGAAAUUGACUGGUUUGUGAUGUGUAGGGAGAUCAUGAGAUUGAACUUCCCAUAUUUAAACUCAUGA
Molecule: messenger RNA, 3375 nt
Organism: Dujonia railenensis
Lineage: Eukaryota; Fungi; Ascomycota; Pichiomycetes; Serinales; Debaryomycetaceae
Source: the annotation of a GenBank genome assembly